UUGAAGAAGAGUUGAAGAAGUGAGCGACAGAGAGAGAAAACAACUUCACCGGUCCGGUAACGUUACACAUCUCCAGCUAUGGAGUGAGUUGGCGGAGGAGGACGAGCGCUGCUGUUUUAAAUACAUUAAGUACAGCUGGACCUGCUGAAAGUGAGCCCAUACGAGUGGAAACACGAUGUAGGGGCUCAGCCGGACUCUCGCCGCCGGAUUUUCCUCUCGCUGUGUGAAAGAAAAGCCCCAGGAGAAGAAAGCAGAAGGGCGGGGAGGCCACCAUGCUCUGGCCGCUCUCGGCGUGCCUCUUGGCGGCUCUCGCUCUGUGCCGCUCCGCGCUCUCGCAGUACUCCAGCGACCAGUGCAGCUGGAGGGGCAGUGGGCUGACCCAUGAAGGACAUACACGGGACGUGGAGCAGGUGUAUCUCCGGUGCUCACAGGGCUCCCUGGAGUGGCUGUACCCAACUGGGGCCAUCAUCGUCAACCUGCGACCCAACACAGCCUCCCCAGCCGCCGGCCUGCUCUCUGUCUGCAUCAAGCCGUCCCACGAGUCCAGUGGAACCCACAUCUACCUGGACCGACUGGGUAAGCUGCGGCUGCUGCUCCGCGAGCGUGAGCAGGCUGAGGGGAAGGUGCACUGCUUCAGUAUCCAGGAGGGGGCGCUCUUCAUCGAAGCCCUGCCCCAGAGAGACAUCAGUCGAAAAAUCACAGCCUUCCAGUAUGAACUGGUCAGCCACAGGCCUGGAGUGGACCCCAGUUCACUGUCUGCAUCCUGCCAACCCUGCACUGAUGCUGAACUGCUUCUGGCUGUCUGUACCAGUGACUUUGUGGGCCGUGGCAGUAUUCUGGGGGUGGAACAGGAGGAAGAGCAGACAUCAGUCGCCGUGACACUGACUCGUCUGUACAGACAGAAGAGUCAGGUGUUUGUGUCGGGAGGCGGACGGGCCAAGCGUUUCACGGGCCGGGUGAAGAUGCCUCGCGAGUGUGGGGUGAAGCCCGGCGAGGGCGAGUUCCUCUUUAUUGGGACAGUGCGUUUCGGGGAGGCGUGGCUGAGCUGUGCCCCAAGAUACAGAGACUUCCUUCGGCUGUACCAGGACGCACAAGAGCGAGGGACCAACCCCUGCCACAUAGACACAAACUGAGAGAAACACUGACUUUACUUUUCAGAAAACCACACAAACAGCCUCGUCUGGAGGAACCCAGACAAAAACAGCCUGUCUUUGUCCCUGUCUCUCCAUGUGGACUGCUUAGGUUAUAAAUCAGUGUCUGGUUGCAUAAAAACCCUUAAAGUUCGGUAUUUUCUUAAAUUAUUUCCUUAAGUUUUUCCAAUGAUAGGGCUGCACAGUAUAUUGCUUGUUAAUUGUUAUUGUGAUGUUUCUGUUUGUAUUACUUAAAUCACAGAAGGUUGCAAUAUGCAGAGUAGCCAGAUGAAUGUUUCUGUGGGUGUAUAAUUUAAUGAGAAUUGAUUUGGUCACACUAAUCCAGGCCAAUCUUCAACCGUGUUUAUGACUGAUACCAGUACAUUUUAAAAACUUUUAAGCAUAUCACAAUUGCUGUAUGUAGCAAUAUAAUCACAAUACUGGUAUAUUGUUCAUGUCAGUCACCCGUAUUUCUUAGAAAGCCCUCCUUAAGUGUAUUCCUGUGCCUUAGUUUACAGAGUAAGCAGUCGUUCAGAACAGUUUGAUGUGAAAUGGUUAUUGUAGAGAAACUUACAGGCUGAUUUCUUUACAGUGGUGGUGAUAGGAACCAGGAGUCUCAAUGUCUUCAGUGUUUUUAUAUGUAGUAAUAAAAUAGUGGCCUCACAACACCCUGCAUGUAGCUCACCAUGCAUGUAUUAAAAAAUAUUUUAGGCCAAAACCUUAUCACAGCCAGUCUCAGAGAACCAAUUAACAUAUUUGUAAACAUUUUGUGUAGUAGUUUUCUGUGAUGCAGCUUUUAUAGGCAUUAAACUCUAACGACGUCCAGUUCCUAUCACCACCAAUGUGAACUAUUCUGGCUUGGUAACUUUCUCCGAAAUGGCACUUUUCACACUACACCACUCUGAAUGCAGUAUCCCAUAGUGUUUACACAUAGAAAACCCUUUACAUCAUUUGAAUGGAGACAAGUUGAUGUGUUUUGUGAUUUAAUGAAAGUUGUUGGCUCAACAAACAUGCACUGCAGAUAAUGCAAGUUUUAAUUGCACUAUGAUUUUUCUGGAACUGGAAUUGUUUGGGUAGUUGCUGUGUUGUGUACCAUUCACAAAGUGACAGAGCACUGUAGAAAGAAUAUCAGCAUUAAAACUGUUAGCUUGCAAGCUGACCAUCUCCCGAGCAAAUGUUGGGCAUGUAAACUGCAGUAAAGUACUUGAGAGCUUUAAGAGAAGUAAACAAUUACAAACAAUUUGCUUUAUGUAAUAUGCUUACAGUUCUGUUCAAAAUUUACCCUGCAUUUAUUUAAUUUCCAGUCAAAACAGCCAUUAAGUGAUUUUUUUUGUCUUUUCAUAUAAAAUAUUGUCAUCUUUCAGUGUCAGGAAAUGAAGGAAUGCAUAAAAAUAUAGUCAAAUUACACAGAAGUCUCAAUAAUUAAAUAUAAGGCCAAAUGUUUUAAGUAGUUAGUUUGUCCAGACUUAUCUUUACAGCUUUUAUUCUUUUCAGGAGGCAGUUUUUUUUAAAGAAAUCUGCUGGGAUUCCUUUCGACACCCACAAAAGUUCAGUCUUAGAAGUUGGCUGCAUUUUCUAAACUCAACCUUUUUUUUUAUCACUUUUGGAAACUUCUGUUUUUUCACUUAUUUUCAUUUGACUUUCUCCUUCCUUACACAUGUGGAUUAUCUUACAUCUAAUCUCAGGAACAUCACCUGACAAAUGAGCAGCUUGUAUUUAAUGGCAGUUUUGAGAGGAAAUGAAAUAAGUGAAUGAUUUCCUUAAGGGAUAAUCAAAGGAUCAGAAUGGGUUUUUAAGCAACCAGGCACAGCAGACUCUUCCUCAAACCUCUCACUUUCUCUCCUUCUGCUUUCCACAACAGGAACUCUAAAAUCUGUACAGAGGGCUAAAGUUGGACUUCCCUCUUCAUCUCCUUCGUCCCUUAAAAUGUCUUAAAAAACGACAUUUUCUUGUAUUUUUAUGCCUUAAUGUUGAUGGUCACAAUGUAGCAGACCUCCAUGGUAAAUGUGUAAACAAAAAAAGAAAGAAAUGUGAAAGAACAUUCUACAGUGGAAGUCUCAAAUGCUUUUGUAAAAAGCUUGUUUGUACAGUUUUGCAGUUGUUUCUUAUGACAGAAAUGUAUUGAAGAAGAAAAAAAGCCUGCUUUUUAUUUUAUUUUUAUUUUGUAAGAAAAGUUUUUGAAGUGUGAUUCUUGCCUGCACCUUGUUGAGGCAGCUGAAUUGCAAAGAUGUUUUUUUUUCUUCAGAGAUUAAAACCUUUUUCUCUGUGGAAUCAA
This is a messenger RNA of Pygocentrus nattereri (red-bellied piranha), 3405 nucleotides long. It is a transcript of the gene metrnla, whose product is annotated as meteorin like, glial cell differentiation regulator a. The record is from RefSeq and is a predicted model, not a curated record. Lineage: Eukaryota; Metazoa; Chordata; Actinopteri; Characiformes; Serrasalmidae. Gene Ontology annotation, molecular function: hormone activity. The transcript is spliced from 4 exons. Bases 273 to 1133 code for a protein of 286 amino acids. Gene Ontology annotation, biological process: energy homeostasis; positive regulation of brown fat cell differentiation.